AAAUGAAAUGUGUCUGUGUCCUUUAUGUGUCUGUAACCUAAGUGCGUAUUAAUAAUUAGAUACUGGCAUAUCUCUGUCUGCUUCACUCAACGCACAGCUAGCAACAGUCGCACUAGCUAGCUGAAGUUAGCUAUUUACAGUGAACACCGUAUGUUUUUCAUUCAUGGUGUUUUACUGUGGACAGAUCCUAAACAUUUUCCUGCCAAGCUAUUCAACUUAGCUGUUUUUUAUUUUACCUAUUGGCAUCAAGAGCAUAGCUAAUAAAGAACGACAACUUGCGGUGUUCAGUGAAUUCCAUUAUGGCAUGGUUGCUGUAGCUAAACUAAUCUCGGCUAACUUGCUCAACCACCUGACUGAUACUGACAAAGUUAUUUGUGGUUUCUUCUCCAGUCUCUUCUCAGGCCUUUUUGGCACCAGGGAGAUGAGGAUUUUGAUCCUUGGUUUGGACGGUGCAGGAAAAACAACCAUUCUGUACCGGUUACAGGUUGGAGAGGUGGUCACCACAAUCCCCACAAUCGGCUUCAACGUUGAGACAGUCACAUACAAGAAUCUGAAGUUCCAGGUGUGGGAUCUGGGGGGGCAGACAAGUAUCAGGCCCUACUGGCGGUGUUAUUACUCAAACACAGAUGCAGUCAUCUAUGUCGUUGACAGUAACGACCGCGACAGGAUGGGCAUCUCCAAGUCUGAGCUUGUGGCCAUGUUGGAGGAGGAGGAGCUGAAGAAAGCCAUCCUGGUGGUAUUUGCAAACAAACAGGACAUGGAUCAGGCAAUGACGCCUACUGAAGUGGCGAACUCUCUGGGCCUUCCUGCCCUCAAAGACAGAAAAUGGCAGAUCUUCAAGACCUCGGCCACAAAGGGCACAGGCCUGGACGAGGCAAUGGAAUGGUUGGUGGAUUCCCUGAAGAGUCGGCAGUAAAGGCUCCCCUGACC
Messenger RNA from Xiphias gladius (swordfish), 930 nucleotides. It is a transcript of the gene arl1, whose product is annotated as ADP-ribosylation factor-like 1. The transcript has 6 exons. Gene Ontology annotation, cellular component: cytoplasm; Golgi apparatus. Bases 305 to 916 code for a protein of 203 amino acids. Gene Ontology annotation, biological process: intracellular protein transport; vesicle-mediated transport. Gene Ontology annotation, molecular function: GTPase activity; GTP binding. Lineage: Eukaryota; Metazoa; Chordata; Actinopteri; Istiophoriformes; Xiphiidae. The record is from RefSeq and is a predicted model, not a curated record.